GGACAAGUUUUCAAUCCCUCAAGACUCAGGAAAUCGGAUCCUACAGUGAACACCAUGUACCAACUGAAGAAAACCGAUGGACUCGUGCAUCUCGGAGACCCACAACGCAAUGCCAAUAUCCCCUUCCAGACUAAUAACAAUAACAAACCCAAAGUGCAGUCAUCAAUCAGUCGUCGUCGGCCAUCAAGUGCCAAAAGAGCACCUGAAUUAUCCAAGCCAAGUGCUCGGACUGAGCACACGGCAACAAUAGCCUCAGAAGCUACCAGAGCCCCGGAAAUGGAAUCUGAUCAGGUUGUUCGAGGUUGGUGGAAUGCUGAUGAAGAAAUGGCUGAUGAUGAGAACGUCGUCGAGGCACAGCCGGAAAGAGCCGUUGACGACUUCCCCAAGCACCGUCGACACCUGAGGGCAUCUGGGGUGAAAGAUGAACUCAAGCUUCCUCCUGUGUCGGAACUGACUGUGUUGGAAAACCCGGAAACUUCAGCAGGCGGCAUGGACGAAUUUUUUGAUGUUCCACUUGAUGAUCGCGUUCUCGAGUCUCCCACCAAUGUGAGUGGCAGGAUGAGAGAACCCAGUAAACCUGGUCGAAAUGCCAAAAGACAAAAGCGACCCUCUUCGAAUAGAACCAGCAAUGCUGUUCGCUCCCUUUUGUCCAAGAGUGUGCCCAGUCCUUCCCAGGCUACGUCGAUGACGCGUCUGGGAUAUACUCAACUGAUCAUGGCUUUCCUGCACCUCACCUAUUACACGUUUUUCAACGCUCUUUCCAUCUACUAUUUGCGUGAAAGUUUCCACGAUGUAUUGCCUUGGAGUUCAUGCAACGCGAGCCACGUUUUGCCAGAAGAUAUCUGCUUCUUCAAGAAAGAACCACCAGCGGAAGUUGCUCAAAUCGCUCGCUAUGCUCCUGAAAUCUACCUCAAGUCGUAUGUGCUGGAAAUGGAGGAUUUGUCUGUGGAGCUUGGCCACGGGAUCGGUGAAAUUGUGCCCAUGUUGGUCUUGUACACGUCCAUCGCCUGUGUUGCUCUGUUCCUGGUAUGCAUCAGUGGCUGCCUGGGGCAUGGAAUGGCAUUCAAGAAGGAUUCAAUCCAACCUUUGAACAUAUCAGUAGAUCCGAGGGAUUCUUACAGAAUGGUGAUCCUGGACGUGCUCAACAGUUUGCUGUGCGCAUCCGUGAUUUUCGCAUUCCUUGGCUACAUUUCCCAAAUGAAGGGGUUGCCAGUGUCGUCGAGCCUGUUGCUGGACCCUAAUCACAUUGUGUUUAUCACCAUUUCCUCGUUAUGUGCACUUGUUCCUCACGUGCCUCAGUUGUUUGCUGUUGUCACGUACCUCCUGAUUUUGUUCAUGGGACUUGCAAAUGUUUCGUGCUACGUCAUCGUUCUCUCAGUUGGCAUCACUGACAUCUGGCCUCGUCUCAAAAAAACUAUGCUGCGACCUUUCAUCAUCAUUCUUGUCUUGAUCAGUUCACUGUUGUACAGCCUCAAUACGGGUCAGUACUGGGUGGUGCUCGUCAAUGGGUCAUUUCAGCAGUACAUUCUGGUGGGAUUGGCACUGUCUGAGGUUUUGGUGAUGUGCUAUAUUUACGGGGUGAAUAAAUUGUGCACUGAUAUAGAGUUCAUGGUCGGGAUUUACCCCAACAACUUCCUUCGAUUUAUGUGGCGGUUCGGGACGCCGUGCCUCCUCGUCCUCCUUGUGAUGCUGAUGAUUCUCGACCCACCGAAACCUCAAUACACCACUUAUAUUUAUCCGGAUUGGGUCACCAGACACCAUGAUCUAAUACUUUUCUCUUAUUUUUCGCAUUCUUCUUCCUCUUGGGACGGGGUUCCGUCGACAGCGGUUUUACGCGUGCUUCGACUAUUCGAGGUUCUGGGGGCCGCAGGAAAUGCGCACCCGGGCCUUGUGGGAAGCACACAAACGUCAGUUCCAAUACCGCUUACAUCCCUGGUGGCCGUCACCAUAAUCAACAAAGGUUCGCGGAACCGAACCCUGGGCUCCAUUAGAUAA
Notodromas monacha is the source of this 1995-nucleotide messenger RNA. Lineage: Eukaryota; Metazoa; Arthropoda; Ostracoda; Podocopida; Cyprididae. The record is from the annotation of a GenBank genome assembly.